This is a messenger RNA of Aegilops tauschii subsp. strangulata, 5078 nucleotides long. RefSeq lists its product as uncharacterized. Gene Ontology annotation, biological process: protein phosphorylation. Gene Ontology annotation, molecular function: ADP binding; protein kinase activity; ATP binding. Lineage: Eukaryota; Viridiplantae; Streptophyta; Magnoliopsida; Poales; Poaceae. The record is from RefSeq and is a predicted model, not a curated record.
CCCAUCCAUCAUUCCAGUCCCCGCCAACAACCCUUUCCCACGCCCUCUCCCUCCUCGCUCUGCAUCGGUCUGAAGACCGGCACUGCCAGACCUCAACCCCGGUGUUGAUAUCGUCGGGAGGGCGGGUAAGGCCGGCUGGUGUGCCUCCGCUGCCAAAAUCUGGCCAUGGAAAGCACGCCCCCGGCCGGAUCCAGUCUGAGCUAGCUAGUUCCACGUCGUUGGUCUCGGUCAGAUCCCACGACCCCGCGGUGACCGCCGUGCCUACUCUCGCCGGAGGAGGCAGAUCUUCUGUCUAGGAGGCUUCGCUUCAGUGCUUUGCGCCAGACCUCGGGUCUGAUAAAAUCUGUGCUGCCGCUUCUUGCUUAUGAUUGCAUACCAGUGGAUGCCGUGCAUAGAGGCAACUUUUUCGGCCGGGCAUUCUGUUUCAUCCAGGAGGUCCAAGUUAGCUGAUAUGAUAUGACUACACCAAAGCAUAUAUCAUUAAGUAUCUUAGAAGAGAUUACCAACGGAUUCUCAGUGGGCUCAAGAAUUGGAAGGGGCGGGUUUGCAGAUGUUUACAAGGGAGUUUACAAUGGGAGAGAUAUUGCUGUGAAGUUGCUUCUUGUUGAUGCAGCGCGAGGAAUUGAUGACCAACAGUUUAAAAAUGAAGUUGGUAACCUUUUGAGGGCUAAGCAUCGAAAUAUUGUACAGUUAGUCGGUUAUUGUUAUGAAACAAAGAAAAUAUUUGUUGAGCGCAAUGGUGAUUUUAGCGAACAUAUAUAUAAAGCAAUCUGCUUUGAGUACUUGCAGGGUGGAAGCCUAGACACGCGUCUUCAUGACCAAUCUUUUGCACCUAAUUGGAGCACACGUUACAAUAUUAUAAAGGGGGUCUGUGGAGGUUUAAAUUUCCUUCACAAAUGUGUACCACAAAUUUUGCAUCUUGAUUUGAAGCCCGCUAAUAUAUUACUAGACAGUUCCAUGGAGCCUAAAGUGGCGGAUUUAGGAUUGUCAAGGCUCUUCACUCAAUCAUACACUCAUGUCACAGAAAAAGCCGUAGGAACCCGGAAGUACAUGCCACCAGAAUUCAUAAAAUAUUGCAUAAUCUCACCUAAGAAUGAUGUUUUUAGUUUGGGUGUUGUAAUGAUAGAGAUAAUGACAGCACCUGCAAGUUACUCUAAUUAUCUUGAAGUGGGCAAUGUGGCACAAUUAAUGCAGCAGGUACUUACCAACUGUACUAUGGUUGAAGCCACAUCAAAUUACCGAUCAGAGGAAAUACGUCAGCUGGAGACGUGUAUCAAAUUAGCAAUACGUUGUGUGGAUUCUGAAAGAGAUAAUAGGCCCUCUGUAGCAGAUAUCCUGGAUACCCUGAAUGAGACAGAAACUCGUAUUCCCAAGAGACAGUUGACAGAUGUGCCCCUUUAUCCGGCAACUGGUCCCAAAUAUACAAUGGGUAACACGUUGAAGACGACGAGAGAUGAGCAGGACAAUAUAACAAAUGAACACCAGAACUGCAGUUCCAUGGCAAAAGAUAAUAACUCUAAUUUGCAGCAAGUUGGUGAUAUACGGGAGACAACAUCGUCCAUGAAAGAAGCAUUAAUCAUCGGAAGGACCAAAGAAAAACAGAAAAUAUUGUCAAUUUUAUCUGAGAGCAGCACACAAGAGAUCACAUUCCUUCCGAUAUAUGGUAUUGGAGGCAUUGGGAAGACAACCAUGGCACAAUUGGUUUUCAAUGAUCUCCAGUUCAAAGAGUACUCUCGGGUUUGGACCUAUGUUUCCCAGACAUUUGAUAUGAAGAAAAUUGGGAAUUCUAUAAUAACACAGCUAUCUGGUAACAAGAGUGAGCAUACUGAUCUUCAGAUGAUAGAAAAUAGCCUACAAAAACUCCUUUCUGGUAAGAGGGUUCUAAUCAUCUUAGAUGACCUGUGGGAGAGGCAAUCAUCUCAGUUAAAAAAGUUGGAGGGUAUGCUAAAGCUGGGUGAAGGGGGCAAAGUGGUGGUGGUAGUAACCACACGAGAAGAAUCUAUAGCACAGAAUAUUCACACAGACACAGUGGAGCCAUACAAGCUAGCUCCCUUGACAGAUGACAUUUGUUGGACUAUCAUAAAAAUUAAAAGUUCAUUUGAAACUAGGGCUGAAAGAGCGCAGUUAGAGUUGAUCGGAAAGGAAAUUGCAAAGAAGUGUGGAGGUCUAGCUUUAGCAGCCCAAUCUAUUGGGUAUACGUUGGGCAACAUGGAAUUUGAUGAAUGGGUGUCGGUGAACAACAGUGAGAUCUGGGAUGUUCUUGCCACAGGAGAAUAUUCACCUGAUCAUGUGCAUGCAUCCUUACAGCUAACCUAUCACCGUAUGGAUCCAUACUUGAAGUUAUGCUUUGCUUAUUGUGCAACCUUUCCAAAAGGUCACUGGAUGGCUAUAGAAGAUCUAAUUUACCAAUGGAUUGCUCUUGGACUUGUUGAGCCAUCAAGGACAUUCUCUAAUAUACAAACCGGUCAUAAAUAUAUUCGUCAUCUUUUUGGCACGUGCUUCAUUGAACAUCCUUCUUGGUCACAAUCGACUAGUUACUAUUCAUUGUUCAUGAAGCCUGACAAUUUCUUGAUCAUGCAUGACCUGGCGCAUGAUCUUGCAAGAUCAGUUCUGGCUAAUGAAAUUAACAUAGAGAGUCCUUCCUGCCGAUAUGCAUGGCUGACAGAUCAUAGAAAGCUAUUUAAGUCAUCAAUGAAUCCACUUGCUAAGUUAUUUAAGUCAUCAAUGGAUCCACUCACCAAGAUAAGGGCACUGCAUUUUAUCGACCGUGGCUCCUUGCAGCUUCAUGCUGAAGCAUUAUCAGGAGCUAAAUGCCUAUGUGUCUUGGAUUUAAGCAAAUGUUGUGCACAAGAGUUACCUGAUUCUAUUGGUCAACUAAAACAGUUGAGGUAUCUCGAUGCUUCAUGGAACGUCGAUGUACCUGAACCUCCUGAAUACCCAGAUCCGCCGGAGUCUACAAUGAUACCGAAAGCUCUGGGUUCCCUUAACAAACUCCAAUAUUUGAAUUUAUCAUUCCGCCGAAGACCCAUAGGGCUGCCAGAGGUCAUCAGAAAACUCACGGAACUCAGGUAUUUGAAUACAUCAUUUUGUGAGGGUUAUUAUUUAUUGGACAGCCCAUCAGCAAACCAAAGUUUCAUUGACUGUAUCGGUACCCUUCCCAAUCUGGAGCAGCUGGACAUGUCUUGGAAUGACUAUGUUUUUUGUGUGCCUGAAAGUUUUAGCAGACUAAAGAAGCUGAACCUCUCCGGCUGCAAUCAGAUUUCUAGCCUUCCAGAAAAUGUGGGGAAAGUGGAUAUUCCGAGGCUUUUUGGCUUGUUGGACCACCCACUGGAAAAUGAUGGGUUUCACGUGCGUCCGGUUGAUAGUGGAUCUGGCAGCAGUCUUGUCUGGCUUAAGCAUACAAAUCCUGAUGUGUUGUGUAUCGACGAUCUUCAAAAUGUGAAGUCUGUAGAAGAGGCACGCAGUAUAAGGUUGAUGGAAAAAAACAGAAUUGAAACACUGUCAUUGAAGUGGCAUGGUGGCAUGGAACACAUCGAGUUGCUAACAGUGCUAAUGCCACCAAGCUCUGUAAAGAAUUUAGAUAUAAGGGGUUACAUGGAUGACAUCUGCCCGCACUGGUUUAUGCAUAUAGGCCAAUAUCUUCCUAAUCUUGUGAGCUUGGAGCUGUGUCAUUUUCAAUGCAACAGCCUACCAACACUUGUCCAACCACCCAACUUACGCAAGAUUGUUCUCCGCCAUAUGGAAAACCUAGAAAAGUUUAACAUAUUGGCUAAACUUGAGCAUCUAGAAAUAUACGAUUGCCCCAACUUGAGGUUUAAACUGUGUCUGCCUAGAGCAGUGUACUGGUAUAUAUCCAGGUCUGACAAUGUGCUAUCAUGGGGACAGUGUGCCUGGAACACAGCCUCAUCUUGUCCUGUGAGUGAACUUAAAGUUGACUCAGAGUUGCCUUUGUGUCAUUGGAGUUUGCUUCACCAGCUACGUGGUCUUCGUGAUUUAGCUAUCUACGGUUGCAAGGAUCUGACCAUCCCAUCAUGGAGGACCCGAUCCUUCACCUCCCUCGAAUCACUGUUGUUAUAUGGAUAUCAUAUUCAUAAAUUGCCAGAAUGGUUGGGUGAGCUCACUUCUCUUUGGCGACUGAAUUUAUGCCUGGGCAACCUACAGGAAUUGCAUAAGAACAUGAGGCAACUUACACAGCUGCAAUCGCUCAGUCUAGAGAAGUGCAAUAAGUUGACAUCACUACCGCAAUGGUUAGGAGAACUCACCUUGCUCAAGACACUUAAGCUCUAUGGUUGCAAUGGCAUCAUUUCUUUACCGGAGAGCGCAAUCACCAACCUCCAAGAACUUCGUAUUUCUGUUUGCCAUGUAUUAUUUGAAUGGUGUAAGUUAGAGAAGAACAAGAUGAAACUAGCUCACAUCAAAGAAAAGUCCUACUCAGACAGCGGCCAGGAGGGAUGUGAGGAGGAUCUAGGAUGAGUUUCAAAAUCUUGUGGAUGCGAUCUGGGUGGCAUGUUGAUGAUCCUUGGAGCUCUUCUGAUGCCACAAGUGGAGACCUUCACUUAGGAUCACAAGGCUUUGGUGAUCUUCAUUCACAUGUUUUGUUGCCUUUACAUGCUGUGAGUGGAAGGUUAACCUGCUGCUGUACAGUGGUACUAAUCUGUGAUUUCUUCGUAUCUAUCUACCUGAUGAAUUCUAGUCAUUUGCCAUGGUCCCUGCUGUUAUCUAUGGAUGGAAGCUUAACUUGCUGGUGGACAAUAAUAUGAUGAUCUUGCUCUGGAAAUCGAGAUAAAACUGACGCAAACAAUUCAGUUUCAUUCCUAUACUCCCUAACCAACGAGUGCUCAGCUGAUGCCUCCGUUUCAUAUUAGUUGUGUUUGUACUAAAUUAGCGACUAACUAAUAUGGAAUCGAGAGAAUAUGCAUUGGAAAAUGUAUUAAUGAUAUUGCUUGAUUUGUCUUGCAAAAUCCUUUCAUUUCAUAUAUCUUCAUACUAAUUGUGUAAAUAUAUUGUAAGUACAAAUCAUAGUCAAAUUUGUAAAUCAUUGACCAGUGAAAUUUAAGGACACCUUAUAUUUUGGGACA